Molecule: messenger RNA, 6304 nt
Organism: Zootermopsis nevadensis
Lineage: Eukaryota; Metazoa; Arthropoda; Insecta; Blattodea; Termopsidae
Gene: Reck
Product: Reversion-inducing-cysteine-rich protein with kazal motifs
Biological process (GO): extracellular matrix organization
Cellular component (GO): plasma membrane
Molecular function (GO): metalloendopeptidase inhibitor activity; protein binding
Source: RefSeq, a predicted model, not a curated record
UAUGUUCAGUCAUCUGCUAGAGCUCAGCAUGUGAACACGUGUGAAGUCACCUCUCGCUGCAAUGACGUUUUUAGGCGCAUCUCUGAAUUUCCAGCAUUACGUUCUACUGUUUCUGGUGCUGAUAUGCCUCUGCGUGGCGCCCGGACGUUUUGCCCAAGAAGCGACGUGCUGUUCCAGAGCCACGGGAUCCUGUCGAAGCGCCUGCGAACAGAUGUCACUAGUUGCUAUUGCUGCAGAUAACAGCGUCCGCGAGAAGAGACUUCAGAAUGUUCAAAAUUUUUGCUCGUCUCAGUUGGUAUCUUUCUGGCAGUGCAUGAACGAGACACUGGAGGAGAUCAGUAAAGGUGAGGGCUGGUCGGGGCGGGCAUGUUGCCCUCUGCCCCAGUCCGAGAAAUGUCAGCACGCAUGCGUUACCGCGGCCAGGAGGCAAGAUUUGGUUCAGAGUUGCCGUCAGAGCGACGAACUCGCGUUCUUCACUUGCCUCGACAGACAAGAGAUUGGCGAAGAGUGUUGUGGGAAUGCAAAGACAACUGAGUGCCACCAAGCCUGCAGAGCCAUCUUCAGGUCUCAGCUGACACCAAGUCGAGAGGCCCGCAGUUCUGUGAUCGAAUCCUGUAGUGACCAGAGCCCCAAAGUUCUGCAGUGUGUCAAAAACUUCACUCGUGUCACUCCAACCACUAACCCACACAAGUAUCUACACUGCUGUGACAAGGCAGGCAAAAAACAGUGCAGGGACUCGUGUCGCCGGAUCCUUCGCAUCAAGACCACAGGACAGGAAAUUGUUGACAGCUUGCAGGAAGGAGGUUGUGGCCCACCAUUGCCUCAUGAUGUAUUGUGGCAGUGCUUUCUUCAGAGCUCAGAGUCAGCUGCAGGUCCAACAACAGUUGAAGUAUCACGAAUUGAUCGCAUGGGCAUGGACUCUGCCAAACUGCACUGUUGCUCUAAGGCAGAGAGUCCCACCUGCAGGCGGCUGUGUCUGAAGACAUUCUCUAAUGAAUGGACUAGAUCAUGGGACGAGUUUGAUCGAGAGUGUUUGUCAGAGCUUUCUGAAGACAGUCUUUUUCACUGCAUUGAUGAAGUUGAGGAACCAUGUGAACUGGGUUGUGAAGGUCUGAGUUACUGCACCAAUUUCAACAACCGACCCACAGACCUCUUCCGCAGCUGCACCCUUCAGGCUGAUGAUGCUGCCAGGUAUGACGUUGCGCUGUGGCAGCAACAGGGGUACCUGGGGCUUCCUGGCCUGCAGUUGCCUGUUCGGAAUAUCUCGCGGUGCUCGCCCAACAUGUGGAAGGCAGUUGCAUGUGCCCUGCAGAUCAAACCUUGCCAUAGACACACUCAUGCUAAUAGAAUCUGCAGAGAGGAUUGCUAUGAGUUGCUGAGCCAGUGUAUGGACUGGUCACGUAUGCCCACAGGCCACAAUGCGGCAUCUCUUUGUUCCCGGCUUUCUCCAGAGAAUCCUGAUACCCCAUGCAUCUCGCUUCGACCGUUUCUUGAGCCUAGUGACAACCCAUAUUUGCAACCACAAGAUGAGGUCACAUCACCCUGCAAGGGUGAUCCUUGCAACAACAGCGAGGUGUGUUCUGUCAACAGGAAUUGUGCUACUGGUCGACCUUGCCUGCCCUACCAGUGCUCACCAGGCUGCAAGCUCGGUGAGGUGUCUCAGUAUCUCGUCCCUCAGGGUUCCUAUGUGCGCAUCCCCCUUGCAGCAGGACAGAAGGGUUGCCUCAAGAUAUGCCAGUGUUCACCACAAGGAGUAGUUGAGCGCUGCCAGCUCAUGCCUUGCUACCCUCUGGACUCUUGUUGGCUUGGCAAUCGUAAAAUUGAGCACAGCAUGUGGUUCUACAUGGACUGCAACAUAUGCAGUUGUUAUGCUGGUGAGAUCACUUGCAGGAAGAAACAAUGUGAAGUGACAUCCCUUGGAGGACUGGACCCUGCAUACACCAGCUUACCUUGCAAUUGCCCCCCACACCAUGUUCCAGUUUGUGGGCGCAAUGGUGACACAUAUCCCAGCUCAUGUCUGGCCCGAUGUGCUGGCCUGAAGGACGCAGAUUUCGAGUUUGGAAGUUGCUCUGAGAAGGAUCCUUGUGAUCCUAACCCUUGCAGUGAUGACAAGCAAUGUAUUCCUGCCAGGAAAGUGUGUCUGUCCUUGUUGCAUAAGCCAUGCCCACAGUUUCAGUGUGUGGAUGUUACUGCACCCUGCACAAACAUGCCUCAUGAUCCUGUGUGUGAUACUGAUGGUCAGGAGCACCCCAACGUAUGCUAUUUGAUUCGCUAUCGGAAGGCGCUUGCUUAUACAGGACCCUGUCUUGUGAACUGUGAAAAUGAUGGGCCAGUAUGUGGUAUUGAUGGUGAGACCUACCUCUCUGAGUGUGGUGCUCAUGCCAAUCUAGUGAGUGUUGAUUAUCGAGGUCCAUGCAUUGCUGUUGGUUUAAUAGGAGAUCAAGCAAAACUGCAGUGUAGUGACAGUACUGUGAAGUGCCUUCCUCUGGCCCGUCUGGGGUGUAUGGGCAUUACCCCGCCUGGGGCAUGUUGUCCUGUAUGUGGAGGUUCUUUGCGUUUACUCUACAGCCAGAAGCAGGUGGACCGUGCAUUAUAUGCUCUGCGAGGGAAUGCUGUAAGUGCUCUGACUGUAAAGGCAGUGCUGCAGUCCCUUGAGCGUCAAGUUCAGGUGGCAGAGUGUGCAGUUCGUGGUUACCUCACUGUCGAGAUGGAUCUAUUUGUGUUGGUGCAGGCCGUAGGAAGGAAUCCGCCCUCAGAACUGCAACUGGAGGCAUGUGAACGUGAAGCAGAGAAGCUUGCAAACUUAGUGCAGGGUGCAAGUCCACGUGUCCUUAGCGAACUUAGUCUGAGUUCUCUGACAACAGCAACAAUUGUGCACAUUCCAGUACGCAGUUCUGUAGUAAAUGUGUUACCAUUACACUGGGUCUUUGGUGUGGUACUAGUCUGCCUCAUAUUUAUCUUCUCAUAGCCACUCACAAGUGUCUAUUGGGACCUAAAAAGUAGGGAAACAUUCCAGUGAUGCUCAAGUGCACACCUGAGUAAGAGAGUUGAAUGCUCAAAUCUUAGUCUCACAUUUCUAAUUAUAUCACUGCUGAAACCAACAAAUGUAUUCCCAACUGAUUUAUAUGUACAGUCAGUGCUUCUACAUUAGGUUGCAUACCAUUGUAAUAUAUUUCACUUUGUUCAAACUUAGCUAUCAAAUUACAAUAAUUACCUGUGUUAUACUUAGUAAAACCCAACAUGUUAUAGGGCCUCUGAUGAUGACUUGAGAGUUAUCUGUAGGGACCCUAUAGGGGUUGAAACAUGUCAGACUUUUAAUGAGUGCAAUACUAGUAAAUGCUGUAAUUUUAUGGUUAUGUUUGAACAAAGUACAGUCAGUGUUCCUUACACAGCAUAACUUUUCAUUGUAAGAGAAUACAUACAGUUGACUAAUUUGUACAAAAACUGUGAUGUGCGAGGGGGGAAAGAGCAGCAGAACAUCAACACACAUUGUGCCUGGGCCUUUACAAGUUUUCACUGCCUCAAAUUUCAAUCCACUUUUCUAUAUAAAUCUGUAACAGGUUUUGCUGUAUAAGGAAUGGAAAUAAACAGUGCCACUGUAAAAAUUUCUAAUUGUUACUGCGGAACAGUAGCAGAAUUGCAGUUUUUGUUGUAAACAUUUACAUUUUAUGGCCAGUAAAUUGUUGAAAAUUAUAGUUGAUAAUAAUGAGCUCCUAGAUAAUGAGAAGAAAGAAAGAAAGAACACAAGUUGAGUGUUCAGUGCACUGUGAUAUACUUCUGAGAGCAAGGAAGUGAUAAUGACAUCAAUACCAAAGAUGUACAUACAUAAGUAAUCAAGGACUGUAUAAAGUGUAUAUUGACAAUAUGUCUGUGUGUGUGUGGGUGUAUGCGCGCAUGUUAGAUGGGUAUCCUGUACAUUAAUGAUGCAGAUCUUGAGAUCUUGUGAGACUAUGAUGCAUAUAAUGUUUUUAUUUAAUAUUUGUCUUUGCUAGUCUUGUGCCAGGAUUUGAAUCAUGUGUGCUUAUGUUUCAACCUGGUAUAGUCAACUGUUUAACACACAUUACUAAGCGAGUUUGUUAGUAAUACCAAAACCAGGGAGUUUACUCAAAACUAAUGUUUUUUAUGUUAUUAAAUACAUUGCAUAUAUGGAGGUAAUUUAAGAGGUUGCAUUAAGAACAUAUUGAAGUACCAUCUUUAUCUAAAUGUCAUACUUUUUUCCUGAAAAUGUUGUAUUAAAAAUCCCUGUUUGCAUUUAUAGGGUCAGUUGUAUCUGGAAUGUUGACCUUUGCCAGGAAAUCAAGGUGUUAUGUCAGUGGAAGGUUUCACAACAUUGCAAACUUCAAUUUGUAUGUAAAAGAAUAGGAAUAAUUUUCUUACUGCAGGGAUACUGUUGCCAAGAUGCAACAUCACUAUAUCUGAGUACACAGUGCAUUAUAUACUUUUCUUCACUGCUCAAUAAAUUAACGUAACUGUUACAUUCAGAUGGUGGUAUCACCUGAAUUGUAUGGCACACAUCAAACCAUGCUUUUAUUCACAAAAUCUUCAUUAUAUUUCUGUUAAUUUUUGUUUAUACAGCACCAUGGCACUUAAAUUUGCAAGUGAAUGGCAUUUGCUGUAUUUUUUAAAAUAAGGGAACAGCAUCUAUAAAAUGUUAAAAUUUGAACAUGUAUGAUGUUAUGCACAAAUUUAAUAUAGCCAGAGCAGAUAACAGCUGGAUCACAAGAUUUAAACAUCGGUCAACACCAGUGAGCAAUUGAGUCUAAUUGUUUCUUUUAAGAAUGUGAAUUGUCAGUACAUUUAACAUGUUUCACAUUGAAGGUAAGACAGCAUGGAUAUUUUAAUAAUAUGCAGAAUGUUUCAUAUUACUAAUGAUCAGCUCACAUAAAAAACAUCCAAGGAUAGUGCAUAAAUAUCUAUUUGGUGAUCAGUUCAUAAAUGAUUCAGAUAUUUCUUUCUUAAUUAGUAAAAUACAGACAUCCCUUAUGCAAGUGCUAGUUGUUUGAUAGUAAGAUGGUAAUCUGACCCCUUUAAAGUUCAGUGGUAGCACUUUAACUAUCACUAACUCUGCAUUUCAUAAUUAUGCAUUUUGUAUGGUUCUUGCUCUAAACAUCAGUUAUUUCCAUAAACAGUAUUAACCAGUUGAUCUUUGCAAUGGUGAAGUGUUUGUUUUCUUUAUGGUAUGGACAGAAUUCUUAAAUAUUAAUGAAAUAUGCUUUGGGGUUAUAUCGUGGUGCUACAUUUACAGUUCAAAUCAUGUAGGAAAACUGAAAGACUGACCAUGUCAACCAGAUACAACUGAAAAUACAAACUUGCAUGACUGUCUAUAAGCUGUUGAUGGAAUGAUGUCCAUCACAAACUUAGUUACCAAGAUGAUAUUAAUUGGGCUGGAUUCUGGACAGCUUUACAUUAUCUGUUUGACAAUGAAAGCUUCUAUGUUUUCUGCUUUUAUGUCCUACACUUACAGUAAUGAGCCCACCAUUUGAUUCAGUACACAAACUUUGACUGAAUUUAAUAAGAAAUGUGUGUGUUACAAUUUCUGAUCCACAGUGGACUUCAGAAUCCCUUUCUUUGUUAGAUAUUUGGAUUGAACUAUUGGUGUAACCUGCAGUGUAAUAAACGUGAGCUCAGUAUCACACCAUGAAAAUUAGAGGUUAAUAAGUUUGUAACUGAGCAAUAUCACUAUGAUAACUUCUGUAUUGCAUUUUAUAAUCAUAUGAACAGUACAAUAUUUGUAAAUAUCACUUAAACACCUUGUACAAUAGAAAAAAGUUUAUUUUCUGUGAAUCUUUGUGCCAAUUUUUUUUAUACCAUCUUUGUUCUGUUAGAUUGGAUUCUUCUAAAAUCAGGUUUAAAACUAUGAACCUAACAUAUAUGCACAGCUAUAAGAAUUUUACAAUAUGUUUUUUCUUUCAGUUAGUGUCUUCCACAGAAAUGGACUGUUUACUAAUGUUUUGUUGUAUACUUGAUUAAAUUGGGAGAUUCUACACUGAGUGUAUUCAAUAAUCUGUGAGAAGAAAUUACUGUGCCAAAUGAGAAACUUUGGUAUUCUCAUACAUUUAACAGUGUGUAUGAAUAUUUGUAUAUGGUGCUUGUAAUAAAUGUUGACUUGUCUCAAGAUCACAGUUUUCCAAAGAAGGUGAUGUGUCUAUAAUUUUUAACAUAUUUUACAUGCUGUCCUGCAGUAUUUUAUAGUAAUAACUCAGUGAUGAAAUAUCCAAGAAGUUUUGAACUUGCUGUUUCUCAUGAAAAUUAAAUUAUGUAAAAAUUACACAAGGCUUCAAGACUAAAUAAAUUUGAAAAUGUA